AUGUCAGAGCCUGAAAAAACACCCGCGCCCACGAGGCGUUUCCUUCCUCCAUCUUCGUCGUCCACGGUAAAACAGACUGGUCCUCCCUCCCUACCCAGGAACCCAUUUCAGAGCUCGCGCUCCACACAGCCACCGUCUGCUGUCCCCUGCUCCUCCUCCUCCUUCGCCGCUACGCCGCGGUUCCAACGGCCAACUCCGACGGUCAGGGAUGACAUCCAGACGAACUUUGACGAGGCGCCCGAGUCGGCGAUACCUUCGUCCAAGACCGGCGUAAUUGGUCGUCAGGGAGAUAUCCUCGACCUCGACGACGACGAAGUCUACCCGACGCCGUCGCCGCUGUACAGUCGAGGUCACCAGAGUGAUAGAUCACCGCUACAGCAUCGACUCCGAAAGUCUGCUCCGGUCGCGAAACGGCGGAAAGUGACUCGCCCUGGCGCCAGCGUCGUUGAGCCCAUUGCCAUUUCCUCUUCUCCAGAAGAUGAUGACGACCUUGAAGAAGUCAACCUCCAGGUCGACGCGGGCUCCCCCACGUCGCACUCCGAUCUGGACGACGACCUCAAUCGGCAGACUGGGCGCGCGGCGUCCGUCAAUGAAUCGAGCAGAAUCGCCCGCUUCCGGCCCGUCGCUCAAGGGCUGAGUCCACCCAGCCCCGUCCCGAGGACCGUCUUCAAAUCUGUCCCAGACGACUACGAACACGCAUCAAUGGGAAACGGACCUGUCUUACCAGACAUAUUCUCGCCCUCGCGUCGCAAAAGCAAGCGGGACUAUCUUCCCGGUGGCAGCGCGUCCCUCGUCCGAAGCUGGGUGCUGGACAUCGCGACGCAGGAAUCUCAUGCGGAAUCACUUGCUGAGGAAACGCUCCAGAUAGCAGAGAUCGAGAGGGACGUGAGUGGACGCCUUGUCGUCGUCUCCGACGAGAAGGGCCGCCGGUGGCUACUCCCAGAGCAAGAGCGGCAGCAGCGGCAGCAUGAGAGACCCGGCACAAGUUCCAGCUUCGACGGUUUUGAUCUCCACCCCGGGUCGCGAAUUCUCAUCAAAGGCAAAGCUACGAGGUGGUCCCUCGACCUCGAGUCUCAGGGCCUGGGGACGGUCGUCGUUGCUGCCUACUGGGAGCCGGUCUCUCCAGGUUGA
Molecule: messenger RNA, 1131 nt
Organism: Fonsecaea erecta
Lineage: Eukaryota; Fungi; Ascomycota; Eurotiomycetes; Chaetothyriales; Herpotrichiellaceae
Exons: 2
Coding region: 1-1131 (376 amino acids)
Source: RefSeq, a predicted model, not a curated record